Cryptomeria japonica (Japanese cedar) is the source of this 3184-nucleotide messenger RNA. RefSeq names its product UDP-sugar pyrophosphorylase 1. Gene Ontology annotation, molecular function: UDP-N-acetylglucosamine diphosphorylase activity. The record is from RefSeq and is a predicted model, not a curated record. NCBI's taxonomy places the organism in Eukaryota, Viridiplantae, Streptophyta, Pinopsida, Cupressales, Cupressaceae. Bases 557 to 2455 code for a protein of 632 amino acids. The transcript is spliced from 18 exons. Gene Ontology annotation, biological process: UDP-N-acetylglucosamine biosynthetic process.
UUAUAUAGCUAGGUAAACCCUACGGCCCGUAAGCUGGUUUAAAAGCUUCUAUGGACGAUUUUUUUUCCGAUUAAUUUUGAACGGUUUUAUUUUCAGGCGUAGAUAAAUCCGGUGGCUAUUGCCACCAUAUAUCGGCUAUCGGCUAUCGGCUAUCGGCUAAUCAGCGUGAUUUAGUGCACUUUAUACUAUUUAGCCAUGCGAGUGCUCUGGAGAAUAUACUAAUGCAGAGCACACAAAUGUUUUAUCAAUUCUGGAGAGUAUACCGACUAUUCAUCAAACCGACGCAGAGCACACAUAAAUGUUUUAUCAGAUUUUCAUCAGAUCUGAAAUAAAGAGGUGAAGAAUAUUGAAAUCAUCGACAACCAUCAAGACAAUUUUUCUUCGGUAGAACUUUAGAAAUUCAUCGAUCAUCAUCAGAGGCAUGCAAGAUUGUACCAUCAUAAUUACUUAAUGGUGAAACUGAUUUUAUGUUUUCCCAUCCAAUAAACAGGUUUACACUGCAUGCAGAAGUCUCUCUCUGUCAUAAUAGUGACCUAGAGUUUGAAGCUUAGAGAGAAUGUCGUCUGUGGAGUCAAGUACUCAACAUAUAUCCUCCUUACACAUUGAAGAUGUGAUUGAGUCCCAGAGUUGGGCUGCACCACCUCUUGCAAAGAAUUUGGGGUUGUUGUCUGCAAAUAAGAUAAAACUUGCAAAAAUGUUGAUGGAAGAGCAACAAGAACAUCUUUUUGCUCAUUGGCCUGAACCAGGUUCUGAUGAUGAAAAGAAAAAGUGUUUCUUUGACCAGGUUGAAAAGCUUGAUGCUAGUUACCCAGGUGGCUUGCGUGCAUACAUUCAUAAUGCUAGACAACUCUUGGCAGAUUCAAAAGCUGGGAAAAAUCCUUUUGAUGGAUUUACCCCUAGUGUACCAGCUGGGGAGUUUUUGUCAUAUGGUGAGGAUGACUUUGUCAAAUUUGAAGAAGCUGGGGUCAAUGAAGCAUGCUAUGCAGUAUUUGUGCUUGUAGCAGGUGGACUAGGUGAACGUCUUGGUUACAGUGGUAUCAAAUUGGCACUGCCGUCUGAAACAACAACUGGAACUUGUUUCCUGCAACUCUAUAUAGAGAGUAUACUGGCUCUACAGGAAGCCAGCUACAGGAAGAACAAAGGAAAUAUCAAUUUGCAAAUUCCCCUCGUGAUAAUGACAUCGGAUGAUACUCAUAGUCGAACUCAAGAGCUUCUUGAAUCAAAUGCAUAUUUUGGGAUGAAGUCUGAUCAAGUUCACCUUCUGAAGCAGGAGAAGGUAGCCUGCUUACAAGACAAUGAUGCUAGAGUGGCACUGGAUCCUUCAGACAAAUACAAAAUUCAGACAAAGCCGCAUGGGCAUGGAGAUGUACAUGCAAUGCUUUAUUCCAGUGGGCUUCUGGACCAAUGGCAAAGGUUAGGCCGGAAAUGGGUUUUAUUUUUCCAAGACACAAAUGGAUUACUUUUCAAGGCAAUACCAGCAGCCUUAGGUGUCAGUGCCACUAAGGAUUUUCAUGUUAAUUCACUGGCUGUUCCUCGUAAAGCUAAAGAGGCAAUUGGGGGCAUUGCUCAACUUACACAUAGUGAUGGUAGAAGAAUGGUGAUAAAUGUGGAGUACAAUCAACUAGAUCCUUUGCUCCGAGCCACUGGACAUGUACAUGGCGAUGCUAAUAAUGAAACAGGAUAUUCACCAUUCCCUGGAAAUAUCAAUCAGCUAAUACUAAAGCUUGGGCCAUAUAUAGAAGAGCUAUCCAAAACAAAAGGAGCUAUUACAGAAUUUGUGAACCCAAAGUAUAAAGAUUCUAGUAAGACAUCAUUUAAGUCCUCAACUCGAUUAGAGUGUAUGAUGCAAGACUAUCCAAGAACUUUAUCUCCCUCGGCUCGAGUUGGCUUCACUGUGAUGGACACAUGGCUUGCUUAUGCACCAGUGAAAAACAAUCCAGAAGAUGCUGCUAAGGUACCAAAGGGUAAUCCUUAUCAUAGUGGGACGAGUGGAGAGAUGGCCAUUUAUAGAGCACAUUCCAAAAUUCUUAGGAAGGUAGGUGUUAAAGUAGAAGAUCCUAGGAUUGGAAUUUUUAAUGGGCAAGAAGUUGAAGUGUGGCCACGGAUUGUAUGGAGUCCAAAGUGGGCUAUGACAUUUUCAGAACUGAAGCAAAAACUGUCUGGCAGUUGUCAAAUUUCACAGAAAUCAACCUUUGUUAUUAAUGGUGCUAAUAUUUACAUCGAAAGCCUCCUCCUUGAUGGAGCGCUCCUAGUAUAUAGUGUUGACAAUUCUGAGGUUAAGCUGUCAGCUCGUGUGAAGAAUGAUGGAUGGAUAUUUGAACCUGUUAACUACAAAGACAAUUCUUUGCCAGAGGAAAUUCGGAUCAGAGGCUUUGCUAUCAAAAAGAUUGACCAGACAAUCUUGAAGUAUGAUCAAUCUGGAAAAUAUUGUGUCGAUUUUAGCAAUAUUAACUGAAUUGGAGACACUUAUCACAUCAGAGAAGUGUAUUCUUCCAGUCCAUUCGUUAUACAAAACUGGUUCUCGUUUUCAAAUGUUCACUUCCAUUAUUGGUCUGAAUAAAGUCUGCUGACAUCUCAAGCCAUAGAAUGUGCCCACUGAUAUCCUUGAAUAAAGAACCAUGCUAGAUAUAAGAAUGAUAUUUUCCUAUCUGCUUAUUGCUUCAAAGAAUAUGAUAUUGAUGUGAUAGGUGGUCUUAGUUUUCUCCGACUACUACUUGUUUAUAUUCACAUGUUGAACUAUAUACGAACUUCUCAUCAUUAAAUUAGAACAGCAUCCUCUCCAAUACGUGGGAUCAAAAUACGAGCUAAUAGAGGGAAGAUCAGAAACAAACAAAUUUUUAGUGGCCGUGGCAGAGCUGGAGAGAUAUUUGAGUAUUGUGAAUAAGCCCGCCAAGAUUGGUUAUAAGUAUGUUCAACAAAAAUAAGCUAAUGAUUUAGGGUCUUGAAGAUUGCUACCGAAGCUAAAAAGUAUACUAGAUUCAUCUGUAGGGGUGGAGGGCAUACAGUUAUCUACCUCAACGAGUAUCAAUACAGUACAACUCUCGGUUGCAUUUAAGUCGUCUCUUAAUUGAUCCGAUAAGAAAAUGAAGAGUUCAGUGCUUCCAAAGCAGCGUUGUAAUUUGAAAAUAUGAUAUUCUAUCACAAAUUGAUUAGAUGUAGCAUGAGACCAAGUUCUCUUCUAUUA